Colletotrichum siamense is the source of this 1818-nucleotide messenger RNA. RefSeq lists its product as uncharacterized. The transcript has 2 exons. NCBI's taxonomy places the organism in Eukaryota, Fungi, Ascomycota, Sordariomycetes, Glomerellales, Glomerellaceae. The coding region runs from base 1 to 1818 and encodes 605 amino acids. The record is from RefSeq and is a predicted model, not a curated record.
AUGGCCGCGGUGGAGAUUCCGGCGUUCACGCUGCUGUAUCACGGGCGGAUGGACGAGGAGGACACGCCGAGCCCGGAGUGGCUUGCUUUUGAUAUCGAGAUGGCCUACGGGAUCAUGGGCUCAACCCGCCAGAGCUUCAUGCUGAGCUACCAGACGACGCGGCCCGUCAAGGCGCUCUACUUUGACGGGGAGUCGGCGGCGCUGAUGGGGCUCGGGCAGCUGGACACGCAGAUGCUGCACCUGUACGGCAACGUGACCGGCCCGGAUAGCGGUGGCGGGAUGUGGAGGGGCCUGGAGCCAGAGUACGAGCGGGCGAUGGGGCUGUGCGACUGGCUUGCGGAGCGGGGCCUCGGGGGCGUCGGCGGGUUCGAGGGGGUGGUGAGGAUGAAUGCUGGGUUUGAGGUGAUUUGGUGCGAUUUUGGGAGCGGGAGUUUGAGGUUGGUUAGUCGGGGCAAUGUGACGGCGCCGCAGAUGCGGGAGGUUAAAACGGCGGCGGUGGAUAGGGAGGAGGAAGAAGGGGGUGAGGUGAAGGGCAGUGGGAGCGUGCCGACGUCGGUGUACCCGCUCCCGCCGCAGCCUACGCGGACGGAUCGGCCUGUCAGCCCGACGAAGCCUGCCGUGCCGCCGAACUGGCGCGGGAUUAUGGGUCCCUCCGACCGGGAACCGUUCCUGCAGAGCCAGGGAUGGGGGUGGUUUUCUUCGGGGACGUGGCAUUACGGCGGUAGCGGGAUGGGGCCUGGGAGGGGGGAGACGCGGGCGAAGGUUACGGCUUGCGGAAUCACGAGCUGGUAUUCGGGCAGGUUCUGGGGUCCGCUUGUGGAGGAGGAGGGGAAGAGGUUGAAUCUGACGCGGGAGGGGUUCUGGAGCGGGCUGGAUGGGGGGAAUAGGAGCGUUGCGAUGGAUGAGCUUGGGAGGAGGAGGAGGCUGCAUCAUCUCGAGGGCGUGAGUGAGCAAGCGGCGGCGCGGAUGAGAGGGGAGACGGAGGCUAUGUUGAGGGAUGUGCUGGAGGGGGGGAGGUGCAGUGGGAUGGUCUGGGUCGAUGUGUUUGCAGAGAUUGUGCAGAGGAAUGCUGGGCAUCUGAUGGCGCUUGAGAAGGCGGCGAGGUGGGCGGGAGACGAGGGCAAUGUCACUGAGGUGAGGGAGUGGUUGUACAAGUUGAGGGGCCAGAGCCAUAUGUUUAUGGUGUCGUUCCUGGAGUACCCGAACAAGAUUGACAGGGGAACGUGGGACGUUCAGGGGCCGCUUUUCGGGGAGACGUACUCGAGAUGUCGGUACCGGUACACGAGGCUGCUGGUUGAUAUUCCCAUGAGGCCGUGGGAGACGGACCUCAGAGACGCUGUCGAGGAGGUCAUGGGCGGAAUUUGCGGCGUCUUGCUGAAAGUCGGAUUCGAGGUUGAGAGGGCUUGGUACGCGCUGGAGGAGGGUGCUGGCGCGAGGCUGGUGAAGCUGGCAGAGAGAUGGGAGGAUAGUGUUCGGGGUCUGAGGGCCUGGGUCGGAUGGGAGGGAGAAUUCAUCAGGUGCGACAAGGUUUGCGAGUGGGAUGAGCGGUGUUACAUCCCAAUGUGGCCACUAUUGAAGUCGGUCUGGGGCGGCAGACGGCCGAGGCCUCCGCCUAGGGACGGGCCUGGGAAUGGAACGGAACCGAGGCCGGGGCCGCCUCCGGGCAAAGGACGCGGGCCGGGAUAUGGAGGUGGACACAGAGGCCCGGGCUACGGGAUGCCGGGGCGAGGGCCCUCUUGGAUGGGUGACGAGACUGACUUGUGGGCGCCCAAGUGUGUGAAGAUGGACGACAUCAUGCCCAGGCCGAGGGCAGACUAG